AUGGAAAAUCUUCAGCGGCGCCUUCGACUUUCGCCUCAACCGGCAAAUGCUCAAGAUAUGCAGAUACAAUUGAGGCGGAAUUCCCAAUGCCAUCAGCAGCAGCCUUCGUCUACACAAUACCAGUGUAUCGUUACUGCAGGUGAACGGGUAGAAGUCGAGACCAGACCGGAUAUUUUACCCGCCAAGCAAGCUGGCACAGUAAAUAACGAUGUUCCCCGUCUCGGUUAUCCGUCGACAAAGCAGUUCGUAUUUGUUUCAGAUUCGUACUGCUGGGAAGCCUGGUCUCAACCGUUAGGCGGCCCAAGUAGUCAGCAGCUAGCAGCGCGACACGUUGUUCCCAAAGAACUUCCAACCUUUUCGGGCGAUCCGGUUGAUUGGCCUCUUUUCAUGAGUAGCUUCCAAAGUUCUACAGAAAUGUGUGGAUUUUCCGAUGGAGAGAACAUGAUGCGUCUUCAACGAUGUCUGCGAGGAAAUGCUAUGGAGGCCGUUAGAAGUUACUUGCUGACCCCCUCAUCUGUUCCUAUCGUGAUUGAUACCUUGAAGACAAUAUAUGGUAAACCAGAGUUGAUAAUAAAUUCUCUAUUAUGCAGAAUUCGUGGUAUGCCUUCUCCAAGACCGGAGAAACUGGAAACUUUGAUUAGCUUUGGUCUAGCGUGCCAGAAUUUUAGUGCACAUUUACAAGCCGCGGGACAGUUAGCACAUCUUGCGAACUCAUCUCUACUACAAGAGCUAAUUGAAAAACUUCCAGCUAAUCUGAAACUUGAUUGGGCAAUUUAUAAGCGUAAUUUUCCUGUAGUUGAUCUCGCCACAUUCGGAAAUUAUAUGGCAAAUAUAGUGUCAGCCGCUAGCGAUGUUACAUUUACGCACGUGGUGGACAGCUCGCAAGUAGCAAAGACGGAUAAAAGGCAACACAAAGAGAGGAUGUUUGUUAACAUGCAUGCCAUAGAAGACGCAAGAAAAGGAGAGGUUAAACGUGAAUCAAAUAAUGUGGCGGUCAAACGAGUCGUGAAGCCGUGCCCGAUUUGUGAAGAAAUGGGACAUAAAACAAAAGAGUGUGAACUUUUUCGAGGCAUGACCUUGUCUGAUCGUUGGAAAGUGGUACAAGAACACCAUUUAUGUCGACGGUGUUUGAUGUUUCAUGGGAAAUUUCCUUGUAAAGCAUCGGUUUGCGGCUGUAACGGUUGUGAGGAACGUCAUCAUUGGUUAUUGCACCCUGGACGACCAGAAUCAGCAUUGGAAAUCAGCUUUACUCCGAGAACAAACAACACAAUAGCGAUUCAUCGACAAAUAGAGCCCGCUGUGCUUUUUAAGAUAGUUCCGGUUACCCUAUAUGGGAAAAAUAAAUUUAUCAACACCUACGCCUUUCUAGAUGAUGGUUCAUCAACGACCUUAAUGGAUUCAAGAAUCGCUGAAGAUUUAGGAUUGGCAGGUGACGUGCAUCCACUUUGUCUUCAAUGGACCAGUAAUAUAGAGCGUAUCGAAAAUAAUUCACGACUAGUGAGUUUGAGCAUCACCGGAAUAAAAGCCCAAAAGCGGUACGAAAUGAAGGAAGUACACACUGUAAGCAACCUCAAUUUACCAGUACAAACACUAGCGGUUGAAAACCUAUCCAGGAAGUACCGUCAUCUUCAAGGAUUGCCGAUCAGUAGCUAUGCGAAAGUGUCGCCUAGCAUUCUCAUUGGUUUGGACAACUCCUACUUGAAAGCCGUUCUCAAACUUCGAGAAGGUAAUGAACAUGAACCGAUUGCGGCCAAAACCAGGCUUGGCUGGACAAUAUAUGGAAAAUUUUCAGAAGUUACUCCUGAUGCACACCGGCAGUUGCAUGUCUGUGCUCGAACACCAGAUCAAGAGCUCCAUGAUUUAGUGAAACGAUUUUUUUCUGUAGAGAGCGUUGGUGUAUCAAUUGCUCCAAUUUUAGAAGGCGAAGAAGAUAAACGUGCUAGGCAAAUAUUAAUCCAAACGACAAUACGUACCGCAUCCGGCCGUUUUCAGACAGGGUUGUUAUGGAAGCAUGAUUACGUUGAGUUCAAUGACAGUAGACCCAUGGCAGAGCGCAGACUUAGUUGCUUGGAACGUAGAUUAUCAGCAAAUCCAGAGCUAUACAAGAAAAUAAAGUCACUUAUCAAUGAUUACCAACGCAAGGGCUAUGCUCAUAAAGCGACUAAUGACGAACUACAAUCCGCUGAUCCUAAGAGAGUAUGGUAUUUACCUCUAAGUGUAGUCGUAAAUCCUCGUAAGCUAGGGAAGGUGCGGCUGGUUUGGGAUGCCGCAGCAAAAGUUGGAAAUCAAUCUUUUAACUCAAUGCUGCUUCCAGGUCCGGAUCUGCUCACUUCUCUUCCAUCAGUGUUGUACAGAUAUAGGCAACGACAGGUGGCAUUAAGCGCGGACAUUAAAGAAAUGUUCCACCAGGUGCAGAUAAGGCCGGAAGACCGACAAGCGCAGCGGUUUUUGUGGAGAGAUGAUCCGAAACAUCCAUCAGAGGUAUUCGUCAUGGAUGUAGCGACUUUCGGUGCUACUUGCUCGCCAUGCGCAGCUCAAUUUGUUAAAAACAAGAAUGCAGAGGAGCACGCCGAACAAUUUCCUCAAGCAGCAAACGCUAUCAUUCACAACCAUUAUGUAGAUGAUUAUCUAGAUAGCGUGGAUACCGUUGACGAGGCUGUAAAAUUGGCCAAUCAGGUUAAAUUUGUCCACUCCAAGGCUGGCUUUUAUAUACGAAAUUGGUUGUCGAAUUCCAGCGACGUUGUAUCAAGGAUCGGUGACAGCAAACCGGAACAAAUUAAAUCUUUCAAAUUUGACAAAAUACAAGAUUAUGAACGUGUGCUGGGAAUGAUCUGGAUACCAGAAGACGAUGUUUUUGUGUUCGACGGAGUUUUCAAACAAGAGAUUGAGCUAUUGCUCGACGGAAGUGUUAUUCCUACGAAACGACAGGUUUUACGGGUCGUCAUGAGUAUUUUUGAUCCCCUAGGAUUAGUUGCGCCCUUUGUGAUUCAUGGAAAAAUACUCGUUCAAAAUAUUUGGCGAUCUGGCAUUUCCUGGGAUGAUUGCAUUCCGGAUGUUUUAGUUCCUCAGUGGCAGCGUUGGACCAAUCUUCUGCAUCAACUGAAAGAGGUCCGUAUUUCCCGAUGCUAUUUCCCUAAAUAUGAUCCAGAAAGCUAUAACAGCAUCGAACUUCAUACGUUUGUAGAUGCCAGUGAAGAUGCGUAUGCAUGUGUUUCCUACUUCAGAAUGAUCGAUCGCGGAGAAGUUCGGUGUUCCCUAGUCGCAGCUAAGACGAAAGUAGCCCCAUUGAAGCCACUGUCCAUUCCUAAACUGGAACUGCAAGCAGCGGUCAUAGGAGCACGACUGGCGAAGUCUAUUGCUGAAAAUCAUACUCUUAAAAUAACAAACCGAGUUAUGUGGACUGACUCCCGUACGGUACUCUCCUGGCUUCGAUCCGAUGUGCGAAAAUACAAACAGUAUGUUGCGUUUCGGGUUUCUGAAAUCUUGGAUAUUACUUCAAUUGACGAGUGGCGUUGGACACCUUCCAAAAUGAAUGUCGCUGAUGAAGCCACAAAAUGGGGGAAAGGGCCCAAAAUCGAUGGCAGCAGUCGAUGGUUUAAAUCUCCAGAGAUCCUGAAUUGCCCUUCUGGAAGUUUGCCGGAACAGACUACAUCAUGGGCUGAAACUGCUGAAGAGCUACGUGCAGUUCACAUACAUCGCGGAAAACCUUUACUGCAACUAGUAAUUUUCGGAAGAUUUUCAAAAUGGGAAAGAUUGAUCAAUGCAGUCGCUUACGGGCACAGAUUCAUUGAUAUUCUGCAGCGUAAGGUACGUGGUAAAGCAAUCUACAAUACUAUGUGGCUGAACCGAGAAGAAAUAUUGACUGCAGAGAUAACAGUUUGGAAACAAAUGCAAUUUGAAGAGUAUGCUGACGAAAUUCUCACCAUAAAUGAAGAUCAGAAGGUCUCGCAAAAUGAGCGCGUAGGACUAGGCUCUGAUAGUAAGCUUUACAAGGUCUCGCCGUUCUUGGACGAUGACGGUGUUUUGCGUAUGGAGUCUAGGGUGGCAAAUGCCGAGCAUUUACCAUAUAAUCUCCGAUUUCCGAUCAUUCUCCCGAGAGAUCAUUACGGAACACGCCUUGUCGUCGAUUUUUAUCAUCGAAAAUACAAACACUACAACAACGAAACGGCGGUCAAUGAGAUGAAACAAAGAUAUCACGUAUCGAAGUUACGAAUGACCUUUAAAGUAGUUCAAAAGCAUUGCAUGUGGUGUAAAGUUUACAAGGCAAAACCUAAAAUUCCGAGAAUGGCCCCACUUCCUUUAGCGAGAUCUACACCGUAUGUUCGAGCUUUCAGCUAUACGGGACUGGAUUACUUUGGUCCACUUCUAAUCAGACAAGGUCGCAGUGAGGUGAAACGUUGGGUAGCACUUUUCACGUGCCUGACGAUUCGAGCGAUACAUUUAGAACCUGUAUCCAGUUUGUCCACCGAGUCCUGCAAAAUGGCAAUACGGCGGUUCGUGGCACGGAGGGGAGCACCGAUAGAAAUAUAUAGCGAUCAAGGUACAAAUUUCCUGGCAGCAAGUCGCGAGUUGUUGCAAGAGUAUCGAGAAAUCAAUCAGAAUUUGGCUGCUUCAUUCACAAAUGCGAUAACACAUUGGCGUUUCAAUCCUCCAUCUACACCACACAUGGGGGGGGGCUUGGGAACGUAUGGUUCGGUCUGUAAAAUGUGCGUUAGCUUCUUUAUCAACUAUACGCAAGCCAAACGAUGA
Malaya genurostris is the source of this 4749-nucleotide messenger RNA. RefSeq lists its product as uncharacterized. Bases 1 to 4749 code for a protein of 1582 amino acids. The record is from RefSeq and is a predicted model, not a curated record. NCBI's taxonomy places the organism in Eukaryota, Metazoa, Arthropoda, Insecta, Diptera, Culicidae. Gene Ontology annotation, molecular function: nucleic acid binding. The transcript has 2 exons.